GAUUUGACAAGCAAUCUAGAAAGUAUUGGACCAGUCAACCGCAACAGUGAUGCCUUCCAACAAGUAUUCAGCUGCUAUCAUGGAGGAGAGCAAAAAGAUGACUGCCACUGCGGCGGUGAAUGGAGACAUGCCUCCAGCCGAGGGCCUAUCAGAGAAUGACAGUGGCAUGGAGCUGACCAGUGAGAAAAGUCCGCUGACUGCAGCGGAACCGCCCUCCCCCUUUAGUCCAAAACAAAACGGAGAUGCCGCUUCACCUCAAGAUGAUAACAAGUGUUCUAGGGGAAGCAGGAAGAGGGCCAGGAAGAGGUCAGAGGAAGAGGACAGCAGCUGGGACUCCUCCUACAGCGAGAAGUCUUCAGGGGAAUCGGGAGUGUCUCCGUCUGGUUUGAGGCAGACGCCUCAGCCCAGAUCAAUCUUCCAAGCUGGGGCGAAACAGAAACAGACACAGAAACAGACACAGACACAGACACAGACACAGAAUAAAACCCGCAGACACAGCCGCAACUCUCAGGUGUCCGUGGUCGUACCCAGUGGCGUUCCUGAGGGCCCCAGUCUGGAGCUGAUGGAACAAGACUCCAAAGACUCAGCCCGGAGCACCAGCACCUCCUCCAGCUUCGAAACCCAGCCUGAGUACAAGGAUAACAAGGGCUUCGGUAUCGGCGAGCUGGUGUGGGGGAAGAUCAAAGGUUUCUCUUGGUGGCCUGGCAUGGUAGUGACAUGGCGCGCCACCGGCAAACGGCAGGCCACCCACGGCAUGAGAUGGCUGCAGUGGUUCGGAGAUGGCAAGUUCUCUGAGGUUUCAGCAGACAAGCUGGACUCCAUCACGGCUUUCCCCAAAUUCUUCAGCCAAACCUCCUACACCAAGCUGGCUUCCUACCGUAGGGCCAUCUUCCAAGCCCUCGAGAUGGCCAGUAUCCGGGCAAAGAAGACAUUCCCCCCCUGUGAUUCAGAUGCUCCAGAUGACCAGAUCAAACCCAUGCUGGACUGGGCCAACAAAGGCUUCCUGCCCAAGGGCGAGGAAGGACUCAAACCCACGCACAAUGCUGCUAGUAACCCGCUGGACAAGCAGGUUCUGGACGUAUCUGUGCCGGAGUACUUCCCUGUUGCCAAGAGACCAAGAGUCAAUAUAUGUAAGAGCAAGGCCGCCCCAGAGGAGACUUACAGCAGAGAACAAAUGGUGAAUGAAGUCCUGAAGAAUAAAAGAAGUAUAGAAGAGUUCUGCCUCUCCUGUGGAAAGAUGAAGGCAGCUACCUUUCACCCGCUGUUUGAAGGAGGCCUAUGCCAAACAUGCAAGGAUGUGUAUCUGGAGAUCUCCUACAUGUAUGAUGAUGAUGGUUACCAGUCCUAUUGUACCGUGUGCUGUGGAGGCCGGGAGGUUCUGCUCUGUGGAAACACCAACUGCUGCAGGUGUUUCUGUGUGGAUUGUCUGGAUAUUCUGGUGGGCCCCGGUGCAUCUAACAAUGCCCGCCACCUGGACCCCUGGCGUUGCUACAUGUGCCAGCCGCUGCUGCAGUACGGGGUCCUGAAGCGACGACAUGACUGGUGCUUCAAACUGCAGGAGUUCUUCGUAAACGACAAUGGACAGGAAUUUGAGAAACCAAAGAUUUACCCAGCAGUCCCUGCAGAUCAGAGACGGCCAAUCAAAGUCCUCUCUUUGUUUGAUGGCAUCGCCACUGGCUACCUGGUCCUAAGGGACCUGGGUUUUAAGGUAGACCAGUAUGUGGCGUCGGAGGUGUGUGAGGACUCCAUCUCGGUGGGCGUAGUCAGACAUGAAGGAAAGAUCCAGUACGUCCACGACGUCAGGAACAUCACCAGGAAAAACAUUGACGCGUGGGGCCCGUUCGACCUUGUGAUUGGUGGAAGUCCCUGCAACGACCUGUCAAUCGUCAACCCGGCCAGGAAGGGUCUCUACGAAGGUACAGGACGAUUGUUCUUUGAGUUUUACCGCCUGCUGAGUGAGGCCAAGCCUAAAGAAGGAGAAGACCGCCCCUUCUUCUGGAUGUUUGAAAACGUGGUUGCCAUGGGUGUCAAUGACAAGAGAGAUAUUUCACGAUUUCUUGAGUGUAACCCGGUGAUGAUUGAUGCCAUCGAGGUGUCUGCUGCCCACCGUGCCCGCUAUUUCUGGGGUAACCUGCCUGGCAUGAACAGCAGGCCUCUUUGUGCCACUGGAAUGGACAAACUGCAGCUACAGGACUGUCUGGAGCAUGGGAGAGUUGCUAAGUUUGGGAAGGUGCGUACCAUCACUACUCGUUCCAACUCCAUCAAACAAGGGAAGGAUCAACACUUUCCUGUCAUGAUGAACGGGAAGGAGGAUAUCCUCUGGUGUACUGAGCUGGAGAGGAUAUUUGGUUUCCCUGUUCACUACACAGAUGUGUCCAACAUGGGUCGUGGUGCCAGACAGAAAUUACUGGGCCGGUCCUGGAGUGUCCCUGUUAUCAGACACCUUUUUGCACCACUCAAAGACUACUUUGCCUGUGAAUAG
Messenger RNA from Lampris incognitus (smalleye Pacific opah), 2482 nucleotides. RefSeq names its product DNA (cytosine-5-)-methyltransferase 3 beta, duplicate b.1 (gene dnmt3bb.1). Gene Ontology annotation, biological process: negative regulation of transcription by RNA polymerase II. The transcript is spliced from 23 exons. Gene Ontology annotation, cellular component: nucleus. Gene Ontology annotation, molecular function: DNA binding; DNA (cytosine-5-)-methyltransferase activity, acting on CpG substrates. Lineage: Eukaryota; Metazoa; Chordata; Actinopteri; Lampriformes; Lampridae. The record is from RefSeq and is a predicted model, not a curated record. The coding region runs from base 50 to 2482 and encodes 810 amino acids.